Messenger RNA from Tripterygium wilfordii, 3203 nucleotides. RefSeq lists its product as uncharacterized. The record is from RefSeq and is a predicted model, not a curated record. The coding region runs from base 575 to 2653 and encodes 692 amino acids. Gene Ontology annotation, molecular function: transcription corepressor activity. Gene Ontology annotation, cellular component: nucleus. The transcript has 4 exons. NCBI's taxonomy places the organism in Eukaryota, Viridiplantae, Streptophyta, Magnoliopsida, Celastrales, Celastraceae.
CUACGAAGUCUUAAAAUAUUUUUCUUUCACGAAAGCAACGAUCAUCGAGAGAGAGAGAGAGAGAGGGACGACUCGCCUUGGCUUUGGCUCUCUCUUUCGAUACGAAAUUCGGCGUCUUUAGCUCUCUCCCUCUAUCAUCCCCACCUCUGCUUCUCUCUACAUAUACAUAGAGCUUCAUACUUGUGUUGGUUUCUUUAUGCUUGGUGGUUCUAAUGGGUGUGGAAGUAGCAGGGGAUUUUUAUUUUAUUUUAUUUAUUUAUUGGGAUUUAGUUUUGUUUGUUUUUGUUUGCUUGUUAUGCAAUUUUGUGUUUUUCUAUAUGUUCCCUAUGGUGUUUAUGAGAUCAUAUUGGAAUUAUCAGUAUGAAUACCACGGUGUCCUGUUUUAGUUGGUUAUGGCGAUGAGCCUUAAAUGCUGUUUUGUUUCUUCUGGUUUGUUCUUCUCGGUUUGGUUUUGGUGACGAAUAUGCUUAGUGGGUUCUUUUAUUUGAGUUAAAAGCUCGAGCUUUCUUGAUGUUGAAUUGCUUUGUUGCUUCUCUCGGGUUGGUCUCCCGGUUCUAAAGAUGGAUCUGGGGAGAUGGAUGUAGAUGAAGUGAAUUAUGAUGAGGAUAGCAUUGAAGAUGAAUCGUCCAGGCAGGUUGGUGUCGAUGGAGAUCCGGGGGCUUAUCCUGGCAUUGGGGAUGAGCAUCAGGUGGAAAUUCCACCUGUUAUGAAAAAAUCAGACCAUCUCUCACUCACAAAUUGCUCAUCUGAUGCAGAAGUCUUGCGUUGCGAUUUCCUUAAAUUUUUAGUUGGAAAGCCAUUAUCCUUAGUGUGGAUCUGUGAGAAGGCUAAGAACAUUAAACGUGAGCCUGGGGAGUUUGUUGGUGUUGCCACUGUCUUAGAAGAAAAAGAUAUGCCUCCCCUUGAAUAUGGAUGCACUAGAACUAAACACAUUUUUACAGAAGGUGAUGAGUCGAAAGCUAAGGUUGAUACAAAUAUCAUGUCUGGUGAUUGCGUGGAACUUAGAGGACCGAAUGAGUUCUUCUUGCGGCAAGAUGUUAAGACUGAAAUGCUUCAGAAUAUUGGAGACAAAGGCUACUCUCUGGUCCCUGGAUACUUGGAUGACACAUGGAGCGAUAGAGAAGAAGCUAGUUUUCUUCUCGGUUUAUAUAUUUUUGGAAAGAAUCUUGUUCAAGUGAAGAAAUUUGUUGAGACUAAAAGUAUGGGUAAUAUACUGUCAUUUUAUUACGGAAAAUUUUAUAGGUCUGAAAAAUAUUGCAGAUGGGCAGGUUGUCGGAAAAUAAGUAGCAGCAGAAGAUGUAUAUUUGGACAUAAGAUUUUUACAGGACCGAGACAACAAGAGUUAUCAUCCCGUUUGCUUCCCCGUUUGUCAGAGCAAUGCCAAAAUACUUUAGAAGAGGUGUCAAAGAUGUUUGGAGAGGGAAAAAUGUCACUUGAAGAAUAUGUUGUCACCUUGAAGGCUGCAGUUGGAUUGAAUGCUCUUAUAGAAGCUGUUGGAAUAGGUAACGGGAAGCAAGACCUCACAGGCAUUGCCUCGGAGCCCCUAAAGUCCAAUCAAGUUGGUCCUGCCCGUCCUGAAGUACCAGUUGGUAAAGCAUGCUCCUACCUUACACCUUUGGAAAUUAUCAACUUUUUAACAGGUGACUAUCGAUUAAGCAAAGCUCGGUCUAAUGAUCUUUUUUGGGAGGCUGUUUGGCCUCGUUUGCUCGUUAGAGGCUGGCACUCCGAGCAGCCUAAUGAUAAUGGUUGUGCUGCUAUUACCACGCAUUCUUUGGUUUUUCUAGUCCCUGGUAUCAAGAAAUUUUCAAGAAGGAAACUAGUAAAAGGAAACCAUUAUUUUAACUCUGUCACUGAUGUCCUGACCAAAGUUGCAUCUGAUCCUACGCUUCUUGAGCUUGAGCUAGAAGCCGAUAAGAGCUAUAGUAGCAAGGGAGAAAAUGGGUGGACCAAUGGUACAAAUUCGGUCCAAGACAACUCCCCUGAUCAGCAUCGCCAUUGUUAUCUCAAACCACGAACUCCCAACCGCGAUACUGAAGUCAUGAAGUAUACUGUUGUAGAUACAAGCCUGCCAGCCUAUGGUGAAACAUUUAAGGUAAGAGAAAUGAGAAGCCUACCAGUUGAACUGCCGAAUAUUUCCACCUCCAGAAGUCAAUCUGUAGAGAGUGAUGAGAAUUCUGAUGGGGCAUCUUCUGUUGCUGGAGGUCAGCAUGACAAACCGAAAUCCCGAGUCUUGUUUGACCUAAAUGUAGCUGCUGUACCAAAUGCUGAAGCCGAUGACCCUUCAUUGAUGGAAAUGACAGGAAAACACGAUGAAGAAGGCACAAAAGCAAAUGAACACUGUAUGCCGGAGAUCUCUGCAUGCAUGACGCAGCCAUCUAGCAUGAACUCUAGGAGACAUAGCACGAGAAACCGGCCACCUACUGCUAGAGCUCUGGAAGCUCUUGCUUUUGGGUUUCUUAGCUUAAAGCCAAAGCGAAAGAGUCGGGACGCCUUUUCUCCAGAAAGCUCAAUAUCAAGACCUCACCGUGCUCGUGCUAAGUUUAGUGUCAUGGAGGAUUCAAUUACAGAUGUCAUUGACGACGUAAGAGGGAAGAGUAUAUGUAAUAGUAACAGUGAGGUUCAGUUUGAUUCAAUGGAAACCAAGCUUACAUGAUCCCAAAAUCAGCUCACUUCUGAAUUGCCUAUUUGUAACAGAAGCUGGGGCUUUUAGAAUCCCGGCCAUGGUUGUCGAAGAGCAUGGCAAUCGUUGAGCUUGAGCUCUUCCAUAAUGCUGUAUCUUGCAUGUCUUCGUAGUCUAACUUCACAGAGGGUUUGUUAUGGUGUUAAAGACUUCUUAAUAGACUACCGGCCUGCCGGGCGUUGAGAACGGAAGAAUAAGCUCAGGUAGAAGCUUCCUUGGCCAACCAAAACUUUGUAUCUGGAGUUGAAUGGCUGAGCCUAUAUAGAGUUAGUUAUCCAAAAACUGCAGUGCUACCAUGGCAAGUGUAAAAAAAUACAUGUUAUAGUUCACUGUUUCUUCUGCUUAAAUUCAGGUCAAGUUUCUUCAGCAAUAAUUCUUGGCCUAUUAUACAAGCCAACCUACAGUCAUCAGAUGAUAAUGAUUAUUUGUUCUUUUUGGUUUCAUUUUGAUACAUCCUUGAAGAAUUUGUAGUUUUUGUUGUUUGAAUAAUAGAAAAGGUAAAGAAGUACUUUAGUUUCUUUCA